AUGCUUGGCAACACAUCUGGUUUUGCUGCUUUGGUGAAGAAAGAAGCUCCUCAGGUCAUCGUGACCCAUUGUUUUCUACAUCGGCAUGCAUUGGCGUCAAAGACUCUGCCAGCAAUUCUGAAAGAAGUCUUGUCUACUGGCGUGAAAGUCGUCAACUUCAUCAGAGCCAGGGCUGUGGACCAUCGCGUUUUCAAGAGGUUUUGUCAAGAAAUGGGAGCAGAAUAUGAAGUUCUUCUCUACCACACAGAAGUUCGCUGGCUUUCCAGAGGACAAAUCUUGAAGCUCUUGAUUGAACUUCGAGCAGAAGUUUCACUUUUUUUGAGAGAAAAAGAAAACCCACUCUCAGAACAGUUUGACAGUGAGGAGUUCAUUCAUGGCUUGGCCUACUUGGCGGAUAAAUUUUGGCCAUAUGAAUGA
Messenger RNA from Homarus americanus (American lobster), 417 nucleotides. RefSeq names its product protein ZBED8-like. NCBI's taxonomy places the organism in Eukaryota, Metazoa, Arthropoda, Malacostraca, Decapoda, Nephropidae. The coding region runs from base 1 to 417 and encodes 138 amino acids. The record is from RefSeq and is a predicted model, not a curated record. The transcript has a single exon.